Teleopsis dalmanni is the source of this 1183-nucleotide messenger RNA. Its product is annotated as transforming growth factor beta regulator 1. The transcript is spliced from 2 exons. NCBI's taxonomy places the organism in Eukaryota, Metazoa, Arthropoda, Insecta, Diptera, Diopsidae. The coding region runs from base 105 to 1175 and encodes 356 amino acids. Gene Ontology annotation, biological process: regulation of cell cycle. The record is from RefSeq and is a predicted model, not a curated record. Gene Ontology annotation, cellular component: nucleus.
UUUCUAUAUUAAAUACUGAAUAAUAUUAUUUUUUUAUAACUAACCAUAAAUCUGUAUACGUAACAGAUUUCUCUAAAACAUUGUAAAACUUGUUUUAUUAAUAAAUGUCGAAGCCAAAAGGAUUUGUUUAUAAAAAUACUCAACACACACGAGUCAUGAAUUUAAAAUACAAAGCGAAAUACAAACGUCUGAAACAGCAAAUAAAGGAUAUGAUUUUUGAAAACGCAGCCCUUUGUGAUGAAGUUGCCGAAGUUCAAAGAGAUAUCAUUAUAGCGCGGGAAAAUAGAAAGUUUUUAGCAGAACGGUUGAUGCGUCAUGAAGGUUAUGAACCUGUAAAUAAAGUACCAAAAAGACAACAAAAACGUCAACAACCAAAAACUAAAGCGCAGCCAAAACAACAGCAGAAAAAACCGACGAAACAAGAAAACUCUUUACUUAAAAAUCAAGUCAUUCCUUCAAUAAAAGCCAAUACCUUUAAUCCUCCAAACAUACCAAAAAAACGUGGACCUAAAAAACGUGUAAUCGAGACCAAAAUUAUUAAAGUCGAUAAACGCUCCGUAAGGUUACGAAAUGAAAUAACAUUGGAUGCAAACGGAAAGCCAAUAUUUCCACUCAAUUUGUGUAACGUUUUAGUUCAUUCAGCUGGAGAAAUCAUAACAAGCAAUCCAAAUUUUCACACAACGAACUGGAUAUAUCCUGUGGGAUUUAUUUCGACGCGUAUUUAUGCACAUCCAAAAAAUCCACAGAAUAAGUGUGUUUACACUUGUAAAAUACUUAACAACGCUGGAAUCCCACAAUUUCAGAUAAUACCAAAUAAUGAUCUUGAUAGUAUAUUUGUUGGUGAUACUCCUAGUGUAUGUCAUCAAAAUAUUUUAGAGGCCUUACAGCGUACUUUGGCUGGAAUUGUUAGUUUACCAUUAUGCGUAAAUGGAGAAAAAUUUUUUGGUUUGUCAAAUCCUUCAGUAAUUGCUUUAUUAAAAUUGGAUCCUGGUUAUAAAAGCUUGAAAAACUUUAAAGGACUUAAUACAGGUAAAAAAAAUAAAUUUAACUUGCCAGAAGAGAAGGAUCCCACUAUAAAUUUUGAUGCGCUACAAUCCUUAAUUGCAUUAUCUGCAUAUAACACUGUUCCGGAGAUAAGAGAUCAACCACCUGAUGUUUUAUUGGAGCUAAGUUGAAGCGUGUG